Molecule: messenger RNA, 918 nt
Organism: Monopterus albus (swamp eel)
Lineage: Eukaryota; Metazoa; Chordata; Actinopteri; Synbranchiformes; Synbranchidae
Product: CD82 antigen
Exons: 8
Coding region: 1-918 (305 amino acids)
Cellular component (GO): plasma membrane
Source: RefSeq, a predicted model, not a curated record
AUGAAGCUGCAAUUGAAGAUUCAGCUGCUGAAGUUCUGCUCUGCAGUUUUUAACUCCAUCUUCCUGGUUCUGGGUCUGAGUGUCGCUGGCUGUGCAAUCUGGAUCCUGUUUGACACAGAAAAUCUCCUGGCCUUCCUCUCAUCCGAGGAGCUGUGUACAGUGGCAUUCACGCUGCUGGUGAUUGGUGGAGUGGUGAUGGUGGUCAGUGUUGUUGGAUGUGUAGGAGCUGAGGGAAAGCACAGGUUCCUGCUGCUGGUGUACCUGGGCGCCCUCAUUGUCCUGAUCCUGGGUCAACUGUUCGUUGCACUGCUGCUGCUCAUAAACAGGAACAAGAUUGAACAAACUCUGGGUGAAGUGGUGGAUCAGAUCAUCUUUGAUUACGGAGGAAACAGUACGGACAGACUGUUGGACCGGGUGCAGCGCUACGGGCAGUGCUGUGGCAGGACAGGGCCUUCUGAUUGGCUGAAGAACUCUUACAUCCAGAGUCUGAACCUGACCGAUCUCAACAUACUUCCCUGUUCCUGUUUCAUCAGGAAUCGUCCCAGCAUGACCUUGUCCUGGUGCUCCGAGCUUGUGAACUUCACUGAGCCGCUGUACAAACAAGGAAACAGCUCGUAUACGGAGGGCUGCCAACAGAAACUCAGUGAUUGGCUGCAGGAGAACGGCCUAACAGUCAUCGGCAUGGACCUCAGUCUCAUAUUGAUCCAGGUGGUGCAGGUUGCUGUAGCAGUGUACCUGUACCAAGCAUUCGGCAGAAAAGCCUCUUUGAAGAAAAGCAAUCGCCUGGCUGGCCUUGACCACGCCCCUGAUGAAGACCUGGACUCCUCAGAGCAGAUGCCUGAUGAUGCUUAUUUAGACCCCAACUACCCAGAAUGCUACCCUGAGAACACAAACUUGGGUUUUCACCAUGAGGACUAG